AUGGAUAUUACUCUCUCCCCCCUCACCUCUGGAACUCUCUCCCCUCUCACCUCUGGAACUCUCUCCCCCCUCACCUCUGGAACUCUCUCCCCCCUCACCUCUGGAACUCUCUCCCCCCUCACCUCUGGAACUCUCUCCCCCCUCACCUCUGGAACUCUCUCCCCCCUCACCUCUGCAACUCUCUCCCCUCUCCUCACCUCUGGAACUCUCUCCCCCCUCACCUCUGGAACUCUCUCCCCCCUCACCUCUGGAACUCUCUCCCCCCUCACCUCUGGAACUCUCUCCCCCCUCACCUCUGCAACUCUCUCCCCCCUCACCUCUGGAACUCUCUCCCCCCUGAAGGGGUUCCCCCCUCAAAAACAUCACAGUGAACUCUCAGGAGACCCGGAGGAGCACGGCCGUCAGCCUCACGCUCCGGGACGAGGGAAGUUUGUGCCCGCGGAGCUGUCCGAGGCCGUGGAGAGAGCUCGCCGCCGCCGCGAGGAGGAGGAGCGCCGAUUGCGAGAUGAACGCCUGGCCGCCUGUGCCGAAAAACUGAAAAAACUCGACGAAAAGUUUGGCAAGAUCGAGAGGCAGACGUCCAGGACAGACGAGGCCUACGACGUCGAGGGGCGGGAGGUCACUCUCUCUCCCAACAGAGACCCGAGCAAAGGCCAUCAGGACCCCUGGCCCUACAGCACAAAAGAUGGACUCGAGAGCGCCGCAGAUAACGCCUCUGCACAUAGUUACCAGGAGGAGUCCGGCUUUUCUGGUUUCCGUGGAAGCGACGAGGAAGGUCUGGAGCCGCUGUCCCCCGCAGAAGACCUCGCAGGCCGCACCAUCGCCAAACCAGUCCCUCCCAGGUUUCAGAAGCAGCCACAUCACCAGCAACAGGAACAAUCAUACAAAAUGCAGCACUGGCAACAAUCCGGCCACACCUCCACCACCGGCUCCAACCACGCCCAGAGAGGUUACUACCCGCCGCACGUCCUCGGCUUCGACCCUCGCUGGAUGAUGAUGCCUCCGUACAUGGAUCCACGCAUGAACCAAAGCAGAUCUGUGGAGUAUUACUCGUCCUCAGGGAUGAUGAAACCCAUGAUUGCGCAGGAUCACAGCCCCCUGUCGGACGAAAGCUGUCACUCAAGUUUGCACCAGGAGAGGAGGGUGCCGUCCGAGUCCUGCACCAUCUGGAACCAGGAAGGAUACCCCCUCCGCAGCUUCACUCCCCCCUAUCAGCGACAACACGAGGGGUCCGAGAGUCUGCGCCGAGACGAAAGGGGUGACAUGCCCUGCCCCCAACAUGAUCCUUACGAGGAGAGAGCUAAUAAAGAUCGCCUGGACCGUCUGCAGGAGAAUAUGCCUUGUCAUUCAUACCACAACAGAGGGCCAGACCGAGAACACAGGCACCAUGAUGAAUUACUCUCUCCCGCUCACCCGCCCCAUCAUGCAGACGUGGAAUAUCAAAGAGGGGAGCACAGAGAGAAGUACAUCAGAGAGGCAGUAGAGUCGCAUGACGAGGCACAAGACAAGGAUCUUUGGAAGAGGGAAUCGUUGAAAAAAGACAAUAGUCAAUGGUCUGAACCUAGCUCCAGCUGCAGCAGCGUCGGGCACUCCUCUGAGACGAGUGGACGAAUGCUAACCCGCAGGACUGGACCCAUCAAAAAGCCCAUUCUCAAAGCUCUAAAAGUAGAAGAUAAAGAGAACGAGAAGCCCAAAUCGGAGCCUGACGAGAAGCCUGUACCGUAUCGCCUUGAAAAAGAAGUCCUCACCAAUGUGUAUGACCUGAAGAAGGACAACCAGCCUGCUAACAGCCGCCGCUCGGCCUCGCCUGCGGAAAAACAACCAGAGGAGCGUUCGCGUCUCUCUCCAGCCCCUGUCAAAACUGAGAAACAGUUGAGCACCCAGAAGGAAGAUUUUACAAAGGACAACAGCUGGGAGAACUGCAAGAGUCAAGCGUCCAGAGACAGCUAUGAAAACCCAGAACCGCAAUUGCAUCGACGCAAUAAUUGGAUAUUUAUUGAUGAAGAGCAAGCCUUCGGAGGGGGGAGGGGCAGAGGUGGCAGUCGCGGCUUUAGGGAAUUCAACUCUCGAGGCGGCGGUAGAGGUGGCAGACCUGGAGACGGCCUCAGAGGAACGUACAACAACAACAACACGACUGGAAGCGUCCCUCACCGGGCGGGCAGAGGCCGAGCGGUGCCCAGAGAUCACGUAAAGAUAGAAGAGUUCCAGAGGGGGAAGCCACGGCGACGGAAUGUCAGCGAAACCUUAAGCGAAGCGUCAGAGUACGAAGAGAUGCCCAAGAGACGUCGUCAGAAAGGCUCGGAGAAUACAGAACUGAACACAGAGAGUGACGUACGCAAAGCUGAUCGUGAUUCUUGGAGAUCGAACAAGGUGUAUACUGACGAACAGCCGCCCUCCGACUCCAGAGACAAGGCUAAAGCUAGGGCUAUCGGGGCUCGCGCUCUCCCCCCGAGGCUCAACGUCACCGGAGGCUACAAUCGAGGUGGUUACGGUGGCACCAGAGACAUCGCCUCUUGGAGGGGCAGAGGAGGUCAGUUCGCUAACAGCGGCGGGGUAAUGCAAGAAAACGGGUACGACCCUGGACAUGAGAAUCCAUACUCUCGCAGAUCUGCUGUCGAACGCGAGAACCUGAAAUACCCGCCAAAAUUAGGAGUUCCCCUGAAUGAGAACGGCACAGAAGAUCGCGAGGGGGAGUACUACUUGGAUAACGAGAACCCAGACAGACAGGUCUUGAGGAGACGAAGGCCCCCGCGUCAAGACAAGCCCCCACGCUUCCGAAGGUUAAGGCAAGAGCGAGAGCCGGGGUCAAACCAAUGGGCGAGCGAUGAGUAUUUGAACGGCGAUGUUUCGAACUGGCCUGCGCGAACCAAAGGCGACGAAGGCUGGCCCAGUGGACACUACCCUACAGGACGGUCAGGGCAGCACGGUCAGGCAGAAGACUGGGAGACCGGGUCCGACAACAGUGACUUUGGAGACUGGAGGGAUAAGAGGACUGGUGGAGGAGGUGGUGGCGCGGCUCAGCAAGGCCUCACCGAGAUCCCAUCAGACAUAAGUCACGGUGAAGCAGGUUUCAACGAGAAAAGGGAACUCUCCAAGAGAAGCUUCUCCAGUCAGAGACCCCUCGUGGACCGGCAGAACAGGAAAGGAGAGCAGCCUCUGAUGGAGACAAACAAGAUCUCACGUACACCGGAAAAUCUCCCCCCAACUUCGUCCAACAGAAGUGACAAUUGGCCAAAUGGAAAUGUAUCUUGUAGGAGAACUCUGGAUGAGCCUGGAUCAGUGUAUGGCCUCGACCAGUCUGAGGACAGGCACUCCAAUGACUCAGCUGGGAAGAAACUAAACAAGGACCUGAAGCAAGGACCUGGGAAGACCGACAUCCCGUCUCUGUCACAAUACGAGCUCGGCAGCUACCAAAUUGAAACUGACACAGGAUUACCAGUCCCAAGCUCCGAUAGUUACCAAGAAGCAUUGUCUAAGAAGCAGCGACAUCCACCGGAGGAAGAUCGGAGGAGAAAGGAACAGGGGGCAACAAUGCCCGUGAAGAGCAGGGUGAUGGCGUCCAAGAUCCCGCCACGCUUCGCCAAAAAACAAGGAAGUAUGACGAUGGAGCACCCGGAGGAGGCUCUGUCCUCCAACAAUCUGGGAACGGAGAUAUGGGAAUCCAACAGCUCGGGUCUUUCAGUUCCAGCUUCGGGAGGAGAUUCUUGGACGAAGCAGGUCUCGUACGCGGGGAGUGAGCCCAACUCGGAGGAUUCCGAUGCUAGUCCCGAUCCAAGCAAAGAACAGCACAAGCCAGGCCCCAUCGGGAACGAGAGGUCUCUGAAGAACCGUAAAGGCUCAGAGGGAGUGGACCGACUGGAGGGGGGUCCCAUCACUCCAGUCAACGGGGUGGACCUCCAUGUGGACAGUGUGCUGCCUGUGCCUCCCAUCGAGUUUGGGGUCAGUGCCAAAGACUCCGAUUUCAGUCUGCAGGCGGGAUCCACUCCAGUCCCUGUGUCCAAUACUGUCAACAAGCUUCAAGAUGCACUUACUAAUAAUACUGGGCUCAAUCAAAGCAUCCCAAUGCUCCGCUCGAACCAUCUGCAGCCUGGAAUCAACCUCAACCCUCUGUCGUUCCCUUCUGCCGACUUAACGUUGAAAAUGGAGUCGGCUCGAAAGGCCUGGGAGAACUCUCAGUCUCUGCCGGAGCAGGGGUCUCCUGGGGGCAGCUCCGGCCCUCAGCCCCCCUGCAGUGUGGGCUCCUCCAGCGGCGUCAGCUACAGCUCGUUUGGGGGCGUGUCCAUGCCGCCGAUGCCGAUCGCUUCAGUGGCUCCCUCCAUGUCCAUGCAAGGAAACCACAUCACGCCGUUGUAUCUCGAUGGUCACGUGUUCCCGAGUCAACCUCGCCUCGUGCCACAACAACAGACGUAUCAACAGGCGGCUGCCCAGCAGAUCCCCAUCUCUUUGCACACGUCUCUUCAGGCCCAGGCUCAGCUCGGUCUUCGAGGAGGUCUCCCGGUCUCUCAGUCUCAAGAGAUGUUCAGUUCUAUUCCCUCUUUCAGGUCCCAGGUUUACAUGCACCCCAACCUGUCUCAGGCCAACCCCAUGGUCCUGUCGGGAGGAGCCCCCCUCAAAGGGCCCUACUCAGGGUUUCCUGGUAUGCAGCCUUCUGACAUGGUGAAGCCUCAGUCCAGCUCUCACUAUCAGCCCAUGAACGGAAACCAGCCCAUGGUCUACGACAACCAGAUGAACCAGGGACCAGGAAUGGGCUCGUCACAGUUAAUGGACUCUCAGCUCAUCCAGGUGACCAUGCCUCUGCCCGGCUCCCAGCUCCGUUACGGCUCCGCGCAGCAGCACCUGAUCCUGCCCCAGUCCAUCCAGCUGCAGCAGGGACAGAACCUCUCCGUGGGGGCCCCUCGCCGCAUGAUGCCCCCGGGGUCUCAGGGGCCGGUGAUGAGCGGCAGCAGAGAGUCACAGAUGGACAUGAAGAGCUUUCAGUUCUCAGACAAACCCAGUCAUUCCCCGGGGAUCUCAGCAGCGACAUACAGACUUUCUGCUUUCAGACCUGGUUCUGCGAGUCCCAGUGGGAAGUCCUCUGGUCCCGGAGCCCCUCUGCCAACACACUUUUCACAACAGAUUCCCACGGCUCAGGGCAGUAUGAUGAUGCACAUGCGGCCCCCCACCUCUGGCCCCUUCCCAAACCCCAUCCAGAGACCAGUGAUGCAGGUCAACAAGUCCGUCAUCAUCCGCUCUCCCUAUUCCAACCCGGGCCGGGACCCCCCCCACCCCGCCCCCCCCUCUGCCCCAGAGUCCGGCCUCAAAGGACCAGAUGAGGGCAUGAAGACUAAAACCAUCCGAGACGUGCGUAAAGCAGUCGGCGAAGUCAAGGCACCAUCAGUCGGAUUAACCAGCAAACACCAGGAGCCUCUACCAGGGCAAGCCAAACCAGCACGCACCGGAGCGAUCAAACCCCAGGCUGUGAAAGUAGAGGAGGGCAAAGUGUAA
Molecule: messenger RNA, 5484 nt
Organism: Knipowitschia caucasica
Lineage: Eukaryota; Metazoa; Chordata; Actinopteri; Gobiiformes; Gobiidae
Source: the annotation of a GenBank genome assembly